Molecule: messenger RNA, 1569 nt
Organism: Thlaspi arvense
Lineage: Eukaryota; Viridiplantae; Streptophyta; Magnoliopsida; Brassicales; Brassicaceae
Source: the annotation of a GenBank genome assembly
AUGAGCGCUCUUGCUUCUCUCACUCUCUCUGGACAUCAAAGCCACACUCAUUGCCAUGGCCAUCAAAAAGUUAACGGGGGUAUUAGGAUUAUGAAGACUUCUUUUUCGUCCCUUGACACUGCCUUCACCUCCAAUUCCGUCAACCGAAACCGUUUCUCCUCCGUAGCAUCGUCACGGAGACCUUUGUCGACCGUCGUGUUUCCUCAGACGACGAGAACAACAAGAAGGUUAUCUUGUGUUUUAUCGAUGUCGAAGAAAGACGAUGGCUUCACUUACAAAGAUUCCGGUGUGGAUAUCGAUGCUGGGACUGAGCUCAUUACAAGAAUCUCAAAGAUGGCUCCCAUGAUCGGCGGAUUCAGUGGUGGCAUUCCAAUAGGUGAUACAUUAGUCGUAUUAGGUAUGGAUGGUGUAGGGACUAAACUUAAGUUGGCAUUUGAGACCGGAAUUCAUGAAACCAUUGGAAUCGACUUGGUCGCAAUGAGUGUGAAUGAUAUUGUUACUUGUGGUGCGAAGCCUCUGGGAUUCCUUGAUUACUAUGGUACUAGUGAUCUCGAUGUAGACCUUGCAGAAAAGAAAGAUGAUGGUUUCACUUACAAAGAAUCUAGGACUGAACUCAUUAGAAGAAUCAUUAAGAGGGAUCCUAAGAUAGGCGAAUCCAGUGAUUGCAUUUUAAUAGAAGGUGAUAGUGAUGGUUCUUUUGAAGUAAUUAAAAUGGAUGCUGUAGUGCCUAAACUUAAGUUGGCAUUUGAGGUGGGAUCCCAUGAAACCAUUGGAAUCGACUUGGUUGCUAAGAUUGUGAAUGAUAUUGUUGCUUAUGGUGCAAAGCCUGUGGGUUUCCUUUUCGUUACUACUCCUCUCGAUGUAGACCUUGCAGAAAAGGGGUUGUUGAUGGUUGUCAUGAAUCCGGCUGUGAACUCAAAGAAGGAAAGACUGAAGCAUAGCUGCCCUACGUUUAUGCUGAGGGAGAAUACAAUCUCUUGGGGGUGUGCACUAGGAAAAGUGAAGAAAGAUUCUCUUAUAGACGGGAAAAACAUUGUAGCUGGAGAUGUUCUUAUUGGUCUUCCUUCAAGCGGCCUUCAUUGCAAUGGUUUUGCUUUAGCAAGAAGGGUAUUGGCUCAAAGUGGGUUGUCGCUUAAAGAUCAUCUUCCUGGUGGAACAAUUUCCCUUGGUGAAGCUCUAAUGGCACCUACUGUCAUUUAUGUGAAACAGGUACUUGACUUUAUCGACAAAGGAGGAGUGAAGGGGUUAGCUCAUAUAACAAGAGGAGGUUUAACCGAUAGCAUUCCCCAAGUCUUACCGGAUGGUUUGAGUGUUGUUAUUCACACCGAUGCUUGGAACUUCCACCUUUGUUCAAAUGGAUCCAAAAGUAUAGAAGACACUGAGAUGAGAAUGACGUUUAAUAUGGGAAUUGGGAUGGUUAUGGUGGUGAGUCCGGAGGCGGCUUUGAGGAUACUUGGAGAAGUUGAGAAUGGCGACUAUGUUGCAUAUCGCAUUGGACAAGUUAUCGAAGAAGCUUUCACCACGAAACCGUGUUUUUCUACCAAAGCCGGGAACGAGCUUAACUACUAA